AUGAAUACAAAAACGAUCAUUCUUGUUCGACAUGGACAAGCGACUCAUAAUUUAGAAUCAAUUCCUUGGGAAGAGAGAGAACAAAUUCGAGACCCUCUUCUCACACCGUUGGGAAUCGAACAAGCAAAACAAGCAUUGAUACAUAGAUAUUCACCUUCUCUCAUUGCAGUUUCUCCAUUGCAAAGAACUGUUCAAACCUGUCUAUAUGCGUUGCACUCAAAUGGUGAAAUGGAGCAGAAGUGUUGUGCAACGAAUUUACAAAUGACUAAAUGCAUUGCCACACGAUUCGGAAAUACCAAGGUCGUGUUGCAACCCUUGCUUCAAGAAGAAAAUGCAGGAACUCUACUCUGUGACACGGGAGUUGAUGUUGCUGAGCUGUGUGAAAUAUAUGGGAACGAGUUGUUUAAUUUGGAUUACAUGUGUCAAGAAUCGAAUUGUUGGUAUAAUCCAAAGCAUAAUUUAGAAGAAAGGGUUAAGCUACUGAUUCAAUGGCUUCGUGACCGAGAGAGAAAUGUAUUGCUUUAA
Naegleria lovaniensis is the source of this 525-nucleotide messenger RNA. RefSeq lists its product as uncharacterized. The transcript has a single exon. The record is from RefSeq and is a predicted model, not a curated record. Gene Ontology annotation, cellular component: cytoplasm. Gene Ontology annotation, molecular function: phosphatase activity. Lineage: Eukaryota; Heterolobosea; Eutetramitea; Acrasida; Naegleriidae. The coding region runs from base 1 to 525 and encodes 174 amino acids.